CGUCAGCCCUCAAAAGUGAAAACUAAAGGGAAACAGCGUCACAUCAACGUUAAGAUUCCAGACAGCAGGUCAGCCCAAGGAGCACAGGAGUUCUUUAUUCACUGCUGCAGAAUCAAAAGGUCAACCCGACUGUUUGUUGUUGACAGAAGACUCACGACUGAGUUGACAAACUUGACAAUGGCACACUACAAAUUCUUUAUCGUUUUCCUAAUGUUUCUGUCCAACCUGGCUGUGGCGCUCACAGAGAGCACUGUGUCCUGCUACAGGUUCGAGCCGGGGACAAUAGCAGGCAUCAUCUGUGCAGAUGUGCUGCUGACCCUUAUCAUUGUCAUUGUCACCUACCGAUGUGCCAGUUUAAGGCGUCAGAAGAUAGAAAAUGCUAAUAAAGUGUAUAUGAAUGUGCGGGCCAACUGCAAGAGCUAAUCUAAAGAUGAUGCUGUACAUUAUAAAAUUGUGUCCAUUUUUUUAAGAUCCUGUUUUGUAAAAAAAAAAAAGGAUUACAAAAUUGUCUAAAAGAUUAAUUGAUUUUUUUUACAUUAAACCUUUGUUGCAAUAAACACAAGUAGAGUGUCUUGCACAUAUUACAUUUCUGCUUGGCAUUACAAUGUGGUUUGUGGUCUCGAUCUAUUUGCUUGGAGUCAUUUUGCAACACCUAAUAAUCAAGAGGUGUGUCAGACUGUCAAGUUCCCCAACCUUGUAAAUAUAAAUCUCUGAAUGCUUUCAAGUUUAAUGUAAUGUUGGAACUGUAACACCACCAUACAGCACCAUCUGCAGUUGACUUUCGGUAGCACAAUGCUGUAUUUCAAUAGGCCCAAAAGAUUUUAUGUAGAAAUAUUUUCAUUAUCAAAGGCUGCAUUGAUGCGAGUGAUUUCCAAAAUUAGAAGACAGACCCAGUGAUUUUACAUGGAUGUUUUACAGUGCAGCAUCUGACAAACCACUGAAUUUAUUAUGUAUAAAAUAAAUGUUUGAAAAACAUGUCAAGUACAUGGUACUUCCGUGUCUGGUAAGAUUUUUAUGAAUGGACAUUCAAUAGAUACUAUUUCGUGCAUCUGUGUGUGGUUCACAUGUUUAUUUUAUGGGCAGGUUAUCUCAAUCUUAUUAUUAUUCUCUUAUUGUUAUUCUCAUCUGUUUUAUCAUGGAGGUGCCAUCUGAGCAGUGUGACCUGAUUAUAUUUGGGGCGAAGAUGUUAAAUUUCCCAGUGUGUGGAAGUGAUACUGUGGUUAAACAGCUGUCUGCCAUUUCAGUCACAAAGAACAUGUUAACCAAACCCAAUUCCACAUCUAUUCAAUAUCUGUUUGAUUUUCUUGUCUAAGAGUUCGCUGUGUUUUUCUAGUAUAUGCAGCGGAAACACUUUCAGAUAAAUAACCCUAAGUGUUUUUUUCAAGAGGAAUUGGAUUGGAAGGUUCAUAGCUAAUCUGUCUCUUCUCACUUUACAACAUAUUGGAAGUUGUUGCAGUUUGGUUGUGCAUGAGAAAUCUCCCUUAGCUUGUAAUUGUUUAGAGUUAACAAUUGGUCUUGAGGGCAGCUUUUGACAGCAUUGCACUGCAGUUGGCAUCUUAAAUCUUAAUCUUUAAAUCUUAAAUCUCUUUUCUCCUGUUCUGUCAUCAACCCCAAUAAUCUAAAUACCUCAAGGUUCAAUUCUUUGCAAUUUCUUUGCUCAAUGCUUUCAUUGUACAUCCCUGUCUUUCCCUGUUUUGUUGAUGGCACUGACACCUACCGUUUAUCUCCCUGUGAAAUCCAGAAAUUGCACCUCACCUGCUUGGUUUUCUAAUUGAUACUAAACUACUGUUCUUCAACUCUGUAGUUAAAGUGACAGGCAAAAAAACUGAACUGUGGUGUUGUAAUUCUGAUUAAGUCAACAUUACUUCUUCAUUACUUCAUUAUGUUCAUGGUCCUUCAGAUAAAGUUCUAAUCUGGUCCAGCUUUAACAUCGAUAAAUAAGAUAUUAUUUAUGGUGCCAAAUUGUAGCAACUGUUGUUGGAAUUCCCUCAAAUAAAACAUUUUUGUCAAGACAUUUCAGGUUUACAGACACUUAGGAGUAAGUAAAAAGAUAAAUUCAUAAAUAUCCUACUUAGGUUGACACUGUUCUCAGGCCAUACUGUUUAAGUACCUUAUGGUGUUGUGAAUAAAGCAACUGUUAAAAUG
Molecule: messenger RNA, 2145 nt
Organism: Etheostoma cragini (Arkansas darter)
Lineage: Eukaryota; Metazoa; Chordata; Actinopteri; Perciformes; Percidae
Gene: hcst
Product: hematopoietic cell signal transducer
Exons: 6
Coding region: 178-423 (81 amino acids)
Biological process (GO): regulation of immune response; positive regulation of phosphatidylinositol 3-kinase/protein kinase B signal transduction
Cellular component (GO): membrane
Molecular function (GO): signaling receptor binding; phosphatidylinositol 3-kinase binding
Source: RefSeq, a predicted model, not a curated record